Messenger RNA from Aaosphaeria arxii CBS 175.79, 3669 nucleotides. RefSeq names its product glycosyltransferase family 2 protein. NCBI's taxonomy places the organism in Eukaryota, Fungi, Ascomycota, Dothideomycetes, Pleosporales. The coding region runs from base 1 to 3669 and encodes 1222 amino acids. The record is from RefSeq and is a predicted model, not a curated record. Gene Ontology annotation, molecular function: chitin synthase activity. Gene Ontology annotation, cellular component: cell periphery; cell septum. The transcript is spliced from 4 exons.
AUGUCUCUCCCUCAGCGGCCCGAUCCCUCCUCGCCGGGCAGAGAACAGCGACCUGCAUUUCGAGAAUCGCCCUCUCGCCGCCGAAGAACUUCCGACCUCGAGAGCUCCCGCAGACACGAUCGCACAUCCAGCAAAGGCGGAUCCCAAUCCUACUCGAGGGCUCUCCCAUCACCUGGCACCCCGGUGCCCAUGGAAAGAGAUCCCAUCAUGCGAGGUGGAGCAGGUACACCUGGAGGACCUGACUUGGGUAGGAAACGAAGUCUUAUCCGGCCAGAACGCCAGCGAAUCGAUCCCAGUCACCCCAACUAUCACUACCGCAAACAUGCCCAAAAGAUGCACGUUCACCCCUCGACGACAGGAAACGACCCCAUCCUGGAAGACCGCAUGGAGGCGGAGACGGUCAGCUCGGACAGCACCGACAUGAAGCCUUCGCAUCUGCGUAAUCCUUCUAGUGCAGGCUACAGCGACAAGCAAGCUCCCCUCGACGAGAACACCCGCCCCCAGCGACGCCUGACCAGAAGCAAGACCAUGGACAAGCUGGAGAAGCAGAAACAGAAGGAGAGAGAUGCCCUGCGCCCACCUAGUCUAUGGAACGUGUACUGCGCCAUCGUCACCUUUUGGUGCCCAAACGCAGUAUUGAAGUGCUUCGGAAAAGUUCAGAAGGCCCAGCAACGCGCUUGGAGGGAGAAGAUGGGCCUUGUCAGUAUCAUUCUCAUGAUUUGCACAAUAGUUGGUUAUCUUACCUUCGGUUUCACGGAGACUGUCUGCUCGAGCGGUGGAAACGUCCGCCUCCGCGUCAACAAGGUCGACAGAGGUUUCUUGAUUGCUCACGGAAAGGCUUACGAUCUCACUGGCUCUGCACAUCCUCUGGCUCGAGGUGUCCCGGAGGGCGCUAACGUGCUCUUUGACUUGCCCGAGAAGCACGGAGGACAGGAUGCUUCCUUCCUCUUCCAGAACGUCAACGGCGCCUGCAAAGGCCUGAUUACCGCCAAACCAGGCUCUAACAUUACCACCAACGCCAACAAUGACCUGGCCUGGUACUUCCCAUGCCAACUCUUCAACCAGGAUGGAUCUACAAAGCCUAACACAACUGUCCCCUACUACAAUGGAUUCCAGUGCCACACUAGCGCUACCGCUCGACGUGCUUUCUACGGCCUGGACUCGUCUGGUGAUGUCUACUUCACCUGGGAUGAUUUGAAGAACAGCACCCGCGACCUUAUGGUUUGGGGCGGCGAUGUCUUGGAUCUCAGCCUCCUCGACUGGCUUGACCAGUCGCAGGUCACCAUUCCCAACAAGUUCAUGGAGAUCAGGCAAAACCAAAAGCUCCGCGGCCUUGACGUAACCCGUGCAUACUCUUCAAGCUACGAGAAGCAGGUCGCCAAAUGCUUUACCCAGAUCAUCAAGGUUGGCUCCGUCGAUACUGAAAGCAUUGGUUGCAUUGCUUCCAAGGUCGUUCUCUACGUUUCGUUGGUCUUCAUUCUCUCCAUCGUCACUGCCAAAUUCGUUCUAGCCCUCGCCUUCCAGUGGUUCAUCAGCAGAAAGUUCGGUGCAGACAAGACAUCGCAAGGCAAAGUCGAUUCGAAACAGCGCAAGCAACAGAUUGAGGAGUGGAGUGAUGACAUCUACAGACCACCGCCUAAGCUUUCUGAUCCAGCUGGACCCGACCGAUCCAGCAAGCGCGGUAGCGCUUUCUUGCCUUCCACCUCCCGUUUCACCAGCCCGUACGCCAUGGAGAAGUCGUCGAAGACCCGCGCUCCGCCAACAACCAUGACCAGCCAGAGUGCUUCCUCCCGUCUCAUCUCAUCCAACGCCAUGUACAGACAAUUGAACACCAGCCAUGGAACACUCCCCACCUACGAUGGAAAGCACUCAGCGCAAGACAGCCGAUCAAGCACCAUGUACCCCGGAACUUCGGACACUCGAUACUCCACCGCGAUGGGCGAAGAAGGCCCAGGACCCGCUGGAUUUGUCCACGAAGCCGUUGUGCCCCAACCUCCUUCUGAGUGGCAGCCUUUCGGCUAUCCCCUGGCUCAUGCGAUCUGCUUGGUUACUGCUUACUCCGAAGGUGCCGACGGUCUGCGCACCACUCUCGACUCUAUUGCUACCACCGAUUACCCCAACAGUCACAAGCUUAUUCUGGUUAUCUGUGAUGGAAUGAUUAAAGGAAAAGGUGAAACUUUGAGCACGCCCGAAAUCGCCCUUGGAAUGAUGAAGGACCAUACAAUUCUCCCACACGAGGUCGAGGCUUUCUCCUACGUCGCCGUUGCAAGUGGUUCCAAGAGACACAACAUGGCAAAGAUCUACUCUGGUUUCUACAACUAUGGCGAGGAGAGUGCGAUUGCCGUUGACAAGCAGCAACGCGUUCCAAUGAUGGUCGUAGUCAAGUGCGGAACCCCCGACGAGGCCGAGAAGUCUAAGCCUGGUAACCGUGGAAAGCGUGAUUCUCAAAUCAUCCUGAUGUCGUUCUUGCAAAAGGUUAUGUUUGAUGAGCGCAUGACGGAGCUCGAAUUCGAAAUCUUCAACGGAAUCUGGAAGAUCACGGGAAUGUCGCCCGACUACUACGAAAUCGUUCUCAUGGUUGACGCCGAUACUAAAGUUUUCCCUGACAGUCUGACGCACAUGAUCUCUGCCAUGGUUAAGGACCCUGAAAUUAUGGGACUCUGUGGUGAAACCAAGAUUGCAAACAAGCGUGACUCAUGGGUGUCUAUGAUCCAAGUGUUCGAAUACUUCAUCUCUCACCAUUUAUCCAAGUCGUUUGAGUCUGUUUUCGGUGGUGUCACCUGUCUACCGGGAUGUUUCUGCAUGUACCGCAUCAAAGCCCCCAAGGGCGGCCAGAAUUACUGGGUCCCGAUUCUAGCUAACCCUGAUGUUGUCGAGCACUACUCUGAGAACGUGGUUGAUACGUUGCACAAGAAGAAUUUGCUCUUGCUUGGCGAGGACCGAUACCUGUCAACUCUCAUGCUUAAGACCUUUCCCAAGCGUAAACAGGUCUUUGUGCCCCAGGCCGUCUGCAAGACAACCGUGCCCGACGAAUUCAAGGUGCUCCUGUCACAGCGCAGGCGAUGGAUCAAUAGUACGGUUCACAACCUUAUGGAAUUGGUGCUUGUCCGGGAUUUGUGUGGAACCUUCUGCUUCAGCAUGCAGUUUGUUGUCUUCAUCGAGCUUGUCGGUACGCUAGUGCUGCCGGCUGCCAUUGCCUUCACGUUCUAUUUGAUCGCGAUCGCUAUCAAGGCCGCCGUAUUGCACACGGAAGCGCCCGUGAUUCCUCUCAUCCUGUUGGCAUUGAUUCUUGGUCUCCCGGCCGUUCUCAUCGUCGUCACUGCUCACCGCUGGUCGUACAUCGCAUGGAUGUUCGUCUACCUGCUGUCGCUCCCAAUUUGGAACUUUGUACUCCCCGCAUAUGCGUACUGGAAGUUUGACGACUUCAGCUGGGGCGACACCCGAAAGACUGCAGGGGAGAAGACGAAGAAGGCAGGCAUUGAGUACGAGGGCGAGUUUGACAGCAGCAAGAUCACGAUGCGACGGUGGCACGAUUUUGAACAAGAACGAAGACUCAAGGCGUCAGCAGGCGGUUGGUCUCAGCAGCACACUUCGGUGGGCGGCUGGUCGCAGCAGCACCAGCAACAGCAACAGCAACAGCAUGGUUAUGACACGUACUAUGAUAAUUGA